Otolemur garnettii (small-eared galago) is the source of this 6556-nucleotide messenger RNA. It is a transcript of the gene WNK2, whose product is annotated as WNK lysine deficient protein kinase 2. Lineage: Eukaryota; Metazoa; Chordata; Mammalia; Primates; Galagidae. The coding region runs from base 1 to 6462 and encodes 2153 amino acids. Gene Ontology annotation, biological process: intracellular signal transduction; negative regulation of sodium ion transport; monoatomic ion homeostasis. The transcript is spliced from 29 exons. Gene Ontology annotation, cellular component: cytoplasm; cytosol. Gene Ontology annotation, molecular function: ATP binding; potassium channel inhibitor activity; chloride channel inhibitor activity. The record is from RefSeq and is a predicted model, not a curated record.
AUGGACGGCGAUGGCGGCCGCCGAGACGCCCCCGGCGCGCUGAUGGAAACCGGGCGCGGCGCGGGGCCCGCGGGCAUGGCGGAGCCGCGGGCGAAGGCGGCGCGGCCCGGGCCCCAGCGCUUCCUAAGGCGCAGUGUGGUGGAGUCGGACCAGGAGGAGCCGCCGGGCCUGGAGGCGGCCGAGACUCCGAGCCCUCAACCUCCGCAGCCCCUGCAGCGCCGGGUGCUUCUGCUCUGCAAGACGCGCCGCCUCAUCGCGGAGCGCGCCCGCGGCCGCCCCGCUGCCACUGUGCCCGCUGCCCCUGCUGCGCCUCCUGGCGCCCCUGGCACCCCAGCAGACCCCGGCCCAGAGCCCACGGGCACAAAGGAACUCACCCCAGACCCCGCAGCAGCCGCCACCGCGCCCGCCCUCGACGGCGGCCCCCAGGAGGAGGCAACUGCAGUGAAGAAGGAGGACGCGGGGGUGACCGAGGCGAAGCCUGAGUCCGGCCGAACACGCCGGGACGAGCCUGAGGAGGAGGAGGACGACGAAGAUGACCUUAAGGCCGUGGCCACCUCCUUGGACGGCCGCUUCCUCAAGUUCGACAUUGAGCUGGGCCGCGGCUCCUUCAAGACAGUGUACAAGGGUCUGGACACCGAAACCUGGGUAGAAGUGGCCUGGUGUGAGCUGCAGGACCGGAAGCUCACCAAGCUGGAGCGGCAGCGAUUCAAGGAAGAGGCAGAGAUGCUCAAAGGCCUGCAGCACCCCAACAUCGUCCGCUUCUAUGACUUUUGGGAGUCCAGCGCCAAGGGCAAGCGGUGCAUUGUGCUAGUGACUGAGCUGAUGACCUCAGGGACACUGAAGACGUACCUGAAGCGCUUCAAGGUGAUGAAGCCCAAGGUGCUCCGCAGCUGGUGCCGGCAGAUCCUGAAGGGCCUGCUGUUCCUGCACACGAGGACGCCGCCCAUCAUCCACCGGGAUCUGAAGUGUGACAAUAUCUUCAUCACUGGCCCAACCGGGUCUGUGAAAAUUGGUGACUUGGGCCUGGCCACCCUCAAAAGAGCAUCAUUUGCUAAAAGUGUGAUAGGUACACCCGAGUUCAUGGCCCCUGAGAUGUAUGAGGAGCACUACGAUGAGUCUGUAGAUGUCUAUGCCUUCGGGAUGUGCAUGCUGGAGAUGGCCACCUCAGAGUACCCCUACUCAGAGUGCCAGAAUGCUGCGCAGAUCUACCGGAAGGUCACCUGUGGUAUCAAGCCGGCCAGCUUUGAGAAAGUGCACGAUCCUGAGAUCAAGGAGAUCAUUGGGGAAUGUAUUUGCAAAAACAAGGAGGAAAGGUAUGAGAUCAAGGACCUGCUGAGCCACGCCUUCUUCGCAGAGGACACAGGCGUGAGAGUGGAGCUAGCGGAGGAGGACCAUGGCAGAAAGUCCACCAUUGCUCUGCGGCUCUGGGUUGAGGACCCCAAGAAACUGAAAGGAAAGCCCAAGGACAAUGGAGCCAUAGAGUUCACCUUCGACCUAGAGAAGGAGACGCCGGAUGAGGUGGCCCAGGAAAUGAUUGAGUCUGGAUUCUUCCAUGAGAGUGAUGUGAAGAUUGUGGCCAAGUCCAUCCGUGAUCGUGUGGCAUUGAUCCAGUGGCGGCGGGAGAGGAUCUGGCCUGCUCUUCAGCCCAAGGAGCAGAGCGACUCAGGCAGUCCUGACAAGUCGAAGGGCCCCCCAGUGCCCUUGCAGGUCCAGGUGACCUACCAUGCUCAAGCUGGGCAGCCUGGGCCACUGGAGCCUGAGGAACCAGAGGUUGACCAACACCUCCUCCCUCCUACGCUGCCGACCAGUGCUACCUCCCUGGCCUCGGACAGCACCUUUGACAGCGGCCAGGGCUCCACGGUGUACUCGGACUCGCAGAGUAGCCAGCAGAGCGUAGUGCUGGGCUCCCUCGUGGACGCAGUGCCCCCCCAGGCCCAGUGUGUAUGCAGCCCCCCUGUGAGUGAGGGGCCUGGCCUGCCCCAGAGCCUGCCCUCGCUGGGGGCCUACCAGCAGCCCACAGCCACGCCUGGCCUGGCAGUGGGCUCUGUCCCUACCCCUGCCUGCCCUCCAGUUCUUCCGCAGCAUUUCCCAGAGCCGGUGAUGAGCUUUACCCCUGUGCUGCCACCGCCCAGUGCCCCUGUACUCACAGGUCCAAGCCAACCAGCAGCCCCUGGCCAGCAGCCACCUCCACUGGCCCAGCCGACACCCCUGUCACAGGUCCUGGCCCCACAGCCUGUGGGACCCCUGCAGCCGGUGCCCCCCCACAUGCCUCCGUAUCUGGCUCCGACCUCCCAGGUGGUGGCUCCCACUCAGUUGAAGCCCCUCCAGAUGCCGCAGGCGCCCUUGCAGCCAAUCACUCCAGUCCCACCACAGAUGCCUCCAGUUCCCGUUGUGCCCCCCAUUACACCCCUGGCGGGAAUUGACGGCCUCCCUCCAGCCCUCCCUGACCUGCCAGCCGCGAACGUGCCCCCUGUGACACCUGUGCCACCUCCUCAGUAUUUCUCUCCAGCUGUGAUCUUGCCGAGCCUCGCUGGCCCCCUGCCUCCCUCAUCCCCAGCCCUGCCUCUGCAGGCCGUCAAGCUGCCCCACCCUGCCGGGGCACCCCUGGCCAUGCCCUGCCAGACCAUCGUGCCAAAUGCAUCAGCCACCAUCCCCCUGCUAGCCGUGGCCCCACCGGGCGUGACUGCCCUGUCCAUUCACCCUGCGGUGGCCCAGCUCCCGGCCCAGCCCGUGUACCCGGCAGCCUUCCCGCAGAUUGUACCCGGUGAUGUCCCGCCCUCCCCUCACCAUGCUGCGCAGAGUGUGCGGGCCAUCCCGCCACAGCCAGCACCCCCUAUGCAUCCUGAGCCCCUCCAGCCCAGCGUGCACCUUCCCGAGCCAGCCACUCCAGCUGCUGUGCCGGGGAGCCAGGUCCUGCUUGGCCACCCGCCUCCCUAUGCUGUGGAUGUUGCCGCUCAAGUCCCCUCUGUGCCUGUGCCGCCAGCUGCUGUCCUCUCCCCGCCUCUGCCGGACGUGCUGCUACCUGCCGCUCCUGAGGUUCUGCCUCAGUUCCCUAGCUCUCUGGCCCCCACAGUGGUGGCAGCUGCUCAGAGUGUGCCUGCCCAGACUGCCACACUUCUGCCACCGGCAAACCCACCAUUGCCUGGUGGGCCUGUGAUGGCCAGCCCCUGCCCAGCCGUCCAGCUAACAGUGGAACCAGCUCAAGAGGAGCAGGCCCCACAGGACAAGCCGCCCAGCCUCCCGCAGAGCUGUGAGAGCUAUGGAGGUUCUGACGUCACUUCUGGAAAAGAGCUGAGUGACAGCUGUGAAGGCACCUUUGGAGGGGGCAGGCUGGAGGGCAGGGCUGCCCGGAAGCACCACCGCAGGUCUACACGCGCUCGGUCCCGGCAGGAGAGGGCCAGCCGGCCCCGGCUGACCAUCCUGAAUGUGUGCAACACAGGAGACAAGAUGGUGGAGUGUCAGCUGGAGACGCACAACCACAAGAUGGUGACCUUCAAGUUCGAUUUGGAUGGGGACGCGCCUGACGAGAUUGCCACAUAUAUGGUGGAGCACGACUUCAUCCUGCAGGCCGAGCGGGAAACGUUUAUUGAGCAGAUGAAGGAUGUCAUGGACAAGGCAGAGGACAUGCUCAGCGAGGAUACAGAUGCUGACCGCGGCUCUGACCCAGGGGCCAGUCCUCCACACCUCGGCACCUGUGGCCUAGGCGCUGGGGAGGAAAGCCGGCAAUCCCAAGCCAAUGCCCCUGUGUAUCAGCAGAAUGUCCUGCACACGGGGAAGAGAUGGUUUAUCAUCUGUCCAGUGGCCGAGCACCCGGCACCUGAGGCCCCUGAAUCUUCACCCCCACUUCCGCUAAGCUCCCUGCAGCCAGAACCCAACCAAGAUCCAGCACCCUAUAAAGACCAGCUGCCCUUGAAAGAGCAACCUGGCCCUCCAGCUGGUCAGCAGUUCCUGAGCCAGACGGGUCCCAGUAACCCUCCCAGUGGGACACCUGCCCCUUUGGUACCAUCUUCCCCUCCUGUGACUACUCUACCCCAAGAUGCAUCUGCACCAGCCACCAGCAGCAGGCCAGAGCCAGCAUCAGGGACUGCCAUCCAGGCAGGGGUUCCACGGACCCAUCAGGGGCUGACCAGUGAGCUCAAGACCCCCCAGUCAGUAGCAGAGACUCAUGAUGCCCAGCUUACUGCACAGCCCCUUGCGGUGGGCCCAGGACCUCGCGCCCCACCUCUGGAGCCUUCUUGCUGUGCCAUGGGUCUGGGGGAGUCCACCUCCGUCAGGGAGGCCAGUGCCCCAGGGGAGCCCUUGCUGGCUCCUGCCCCUGAGCCCAGUCCUCCUGGGGGGGUCCCCCUCCCUGCUGCAGUGGGGGCUGUCAGCCUGGCUGCCUCCCAGCUCCCAAGCCCACCCUUGGGGCCUGCUGCCCCCGCACAGCCACCUUCAGCCCUGGAGUCUGAUGGAGAGGGGCCACCCCCCAGGGUGGGCUUUGUGGACAGCACCAUCAAGAGCCUGGAUGAGAAGCUGCGGACCCUGCUCUACCAGGAGCACGUGCCCACCUCCUCAGCCUCAGCUGGGACCCCUGUGGAGGUGGGCGACAGAGACUUUACUCUGGAGCCCCUGAGAGGGGACCGACCUCGCUCAGAGGUCUGUGGGGGAGACCUGACCCUGCCCCAGGUGCCUGGUGACAUGGACCCAGGGCAUGCCCAGCUGCCCCGGCCCUUGGUGGAAAAGUCAGAACUGGCCCAUACUCGAGGUGGUGUGACGGAGCAGGCCACAUCUUCACCAAUGACAGCAAAAUCAUCUCCCAGCAGCAUGCUAGGCUUUGACAGAGAUGGAGGGCAGGUGGCCUCAGACUCCUCCAUGGUGCCCAGUGCCCCCCAGGAUGCGGGUCCUGCACUUACGCAGGCCACGGCUGGAGACAGCACAGUCCCCGGAGAAAGCACCACAGAGCUCCUUCAGAGUGGCAUGGGGAUGCUCACAGAGGGCGAUCAGGCCAGCCACCCCCAGACAUAUGGCACUCGGGCCUCAGGAUCCCCUUGGAAAAGGCCAGGGCAGCAAGACAGCAGCUCGCCAGCCAAGACUGUGGGCCGCUUCUCAGUGGUCAGCACGCAAGAUGAGUGGACGCUGGCCUCCCCCCACAGUCUGAGGUACUCCGCCCCACCUGAUGUCUACUUGGAUGAGGUGCCUUCCAGCCCCGACAUGAAGCUGGCAGUGCGGCGGGUGCAGACCGCCUCCUCCAUUGAGGUCUGUGUGGGCGAGCCUGUGUCCAGUGACUCUGGGGACGAGUGCCCUCGGGGGCGGCCCCCAGUACAGAAGCAGGUGUCCCUGCCCAGUGGUGGGGGCGUAGCCAGCGACCUGGUGAAGAAGGCAACUGCCUUCCUGCACAGGCCCUCGCAGACUGGCUCUCUGGACUCAGAGACGCCCAGCAGGGCAGGUGUGAAGGUCCCCACCAUCAGUGUGACCUCCUUCCACUCCCAGUCAUCCUACAUCAGCAGCGACAAUGACUCGGAGUUCGAGGAUGCCGACAUAAAGAAGGAGCUGCAGAGUCUUCGGGAGAAGCACUUGAAGGAGAUUUCAGAGCUUCAGAGCCAGCAGAAGCAGGAGAUCGAGGCUCUAUACCGCCGGCUGGGCAAGCCGCUGCCCCCCAACGUGGGUUUCUUCCACACAGCUCCUCCCUCCGGCCGCCGGAGAAAAACCAGCAAGAGCAAGCUGAAGGCCGGGAAGCUGCUGAACCCCCUGGUGCGGCAGCUCAAGGUCGUGGCCUCCAGCACAGGUCACUUGGCUGACUCCAGCAAAGGCCCUCCUGCUAAGGACCCUGCCCAGGCCAGUGCGGGGCCCGCUGCAGCCAGCACCGGCCCAAGCGGGAAGGCCGUGCAGACUCAGCAGCCCUGCUCCGUUCGGGCCUCCCUGUCUUCGGACAUCUGCUCCGGCUUAGCCAGUGAUGGAGGCGGAGCGCGUGGCCAAGGCUGGACGGUUUACCACCCAACGUCUGAGAGAGUGACCUAUAAGUCUAGUAGCAAACCUCGUGCUCGAUUCCUCAGUGGACCCGUAUCUGUGUCCAUCUGGUCUGCCCUGAAGCGUCUCUGCCUAGGCAAAGAACACAGCAGUAGGUCCUCCACCAGCAGCCUGGCCCCAGGCCCUGAGCCAGGCCCUCAGCCCACCCUGCACGUCCAGGCGCAGGUGAACAACAGCAACAACAAGAAGGGCACCUUCACAGACGACCUGCACAAGCUGGUGGACGAGUGGACGAGCAAGACGGUGGGGGCCGCGCAGCUGAAGCCCACGCUCAACCAGCUGAAGCAGACUCAGAAGCUGCACGACAUGGAAGCCCAGAUGACUGCACCUCAAGCAGGAGUGGGGAUGCCGUGUCUGGCCCCAGCACCCAGCCCUCUGUCCUCCACAGUCAUUCCUGGAGCCUUCCCGGCCCUGCCCGUGCCCACAGCAGAUCCUGAGAGUGAGAAGCCCGACUGACCCUGCCCAGACGCCAGGCCCCGUAUCACGCCGUCAAAGUGGAGAAGUGACAGGACCCUCAGGGCCAGCCUGCUCCUCCUGUCCAGUUCACGCU